Phyllostomus hastatus (greater spear-nosed bat) is the source of this 2892-nucleotide messenger RNA. It is a transcript of the gene RNF34, whose product is annotated as ring finger protein 34. Lineage: Eukaryota; Metazoa; Chordata; Mammalia; Chiroptera; Phyllostomidae. Bases 464 to 1591 code for a protein of 375 amino acids. Gene Ontology annotation, biological process: protein K48-linked ubiquitination; proteasome-mediated ubiquitin-dependent protein catabolic process; negative regulation of extrinsic apoptotic signaling pathway via death domain receptors. The transcript is spliced from 9 exons. Gene Ontology annotation, cellular component: plasma membrane; cytoplasm. The record is from RefSeq and is a predicted model, not a curated record. Gene Ontology annotation, molecular function: ubiquitin protein ligase activity.
UCGCCUCUGGAGGCCCCGCAAUCGCAGUCCAGAAGGAAGGGGAACCUCGGUGCGAGGAACUGUUAUGGUGUUGAGUUUGCGGCCAGAGCCGACCGAGACGCGGCUGUCGCGGCCAUGAAGACUUAAACCUUGGGGCCGCGACCUAGAGCGGCAGCAAACUCGGCGCGUCUCCGUCGCCGCUAGGUACGCAGCAAGUAAUCGGACAGCUUGAGUUCUUCCAGGUAUUGAUUCAUGUGCCUAACUCCGACCAAGUGGGAAAGAGCCGUCCGGGGAGGAUACUCCUUCAGACACAGCCGGUUUCUUGAGUCUCCGUGAAGAGGUGUGCUGGACGGUGCGGGUGAGGAAAGGAACAACAGUUUUUAUGCCGCCGGCAUAAAACUCUACCUGCACAAAGGCCCAGAGGUGGGGGAAUGGUGCUAAGGAUCAAGUACACUGUUUUAGAAAAAGAAAACAAAACCCAAACAUGAGGAAGGCGGGCGCCACGUCUAUGUGGGCUUCAUGCUGCGGGCUGCUGAAUGAAGUCAUGGGAACCGGAGCCGUCAGGGGCCAGCAGGCAGGGUUUGCAGGAGGCACCGGUCCAUUCAGAUUUACACCCAGCUCUGAUUUUUCCACUUACCCACCAGCACCUACAGAAGGGCCUAACAUAGUUUGCAAAGCUUGUGGACUUUCAUUUUCAGUCUUUAGAAAGAAGCACGUGUGCUGUGACUGCAAGAAGGAUUUCUGCUCCGUUUGUUCGGUCUUACAAGAGAAUCUUCGUAGAUGUUCCACCUGUCACUUACUGCAAGAGACGGCCUUCCAGCGCCCUCAGCUAAUGCGCCUGAAAGUGAAGGACCUGCGGCAGUAUCUCAUCCUUAGGAACAUACCGACCGACACCUGUCGGGAGAAGGAAGACCUGGUGGAUCUAGUGCUGUGCCACCACGGGCUGGGCUCUGAGGACGACCUGGACACCAGCAGUCUGAAUUCCUCAAGGUCCCAGAGUUCUGGUUUUUUUGCCCAUUCAUUUUUUUCAAGCUACACAGCCCCCUCUGCGACAGUGUCUUCAUUUCAGGGAGAGCUCAUGGGUAGAGAUCGGACCUUGGGAUCUGGAGCGCUGGCGCAGGUGCAGAGUGAAAUAGCUUCUACAAACACCGAAGAGGACGACGACGAUGAUGACGAUGACGACGACGAUGACGAUGAUGAAGAAAACUUGGAGGAACAGACGCCGGGCCUCUCCAAGAAGAGACUGAGGGCUUCGCUGUCGGACCUGUCGAGCGUCGAAGACGUGGAGGGGAUGAGCGUGCGCCAGCUGAAGGAGAUCCUGGCCCGGAACUUUGUCAACUACUCCGGCUGCUGUGAGAAAUGGGAGCUGGUAGAGAAAGUAAACCGGUUAUACAAAGAGAAUGAAGAAAACCAAAAGUCAUACGGCGAGCGGACGCAGCUGCAGGACGAGGAGGACGACAGCCUGUGCCGCAUCUGCAUGGACGCCGUCAUCGACUGCGUGCUGCUCGAGUGCGGGCACAUGGUCACCUGCACCAAGUGCGGCAAGCGCAUGAGCGAGUGCCCCAUCUGCCGGCAGUACGUGGUGCGCGCCGUGCACGUGUUCAAGUCCUGAAGCGGCGCCCUCCCUGCCGGGACGCUCGCGCCCAAGCUCAACCCCAGACACUUCAGAGCACAGAAGGGACUAGAAACCUGCUGUUCAAAAGUGAAGUUAUUUUUAAAAAUUAUUUUCACUACUGACUGGGAAUAAAGAUUCACCCCGAGUUACAGCAACACUGGUUCAUACCGUGCGCCUGUCAGCCUGUGGGCGGGCUCGGCCUCCCAGGUCCCGCCGGGCUUCACUGCGUGUCCGUGGCCAUCGCUCAGAGGCCAGACUGCCGACGGCCUCAGCUCCUCCCCUCAUCCCUAUUUCUCCUCCCUCUUUUCCACUGAACCUACUCAGAUGUUUGCAACUUCGCUCUUUGGGUGAGAUCGUUGUCCACAAGUGACCGACGUGGUACGCACUGACCAGUGGUGGCACCUCUGAAUGUUCACUUUAUCAGUCAUGUGUAUUUUAAAUGCUACUCUUUAAUGAAUGUAAGUUUCCACAUUGUUGCUAUUUCUGCAUUUAAACUUAAUUGGGAACAACUGACAUUCUAUAGUCAACUGCCAGGGCCUUAGACGAACUGUGUCCAUUUCUGUUCAGGUACAGCUUUUUAUAGCAAGGGCUGCAUCUAGCUUCUUUCACUAGAGAAAUGUGUGUGUUAAAUUCUUUAUUAAUAUGUAACUGGGUUUACACUGUUUUGUAUAGUGAAAGUGUAUUUUCAGUGCUACUGCUAGCUGAUUUGAACUUUAGGAAUAAAAUUAGAUUUUCAAAAAUGCUUUUAUUUAUAUUGUCCUAGUCAGUUCCUAAUUCACGUGGGGACAGCUUAAGUGGGUGUCCGUGCAGAUUCGAGCCCCUUCAAACGCGCUGCGGCAUCUCCCUUCGCAUCUGGCUGGCUUGGUGAGGCGAACUUCAGAUCUGCUGUUUACCGUGACCAGGAGUCUUAAGGCCCUCCCCAGCACUCUGCAAUAGAUAACGCCUCCUCCCGCAGGUGAGGCCCCUGACCUCUGAGAAGUUAAAAAAAAAAAAAACUUGUCUAAAAUUUCAGUGAAAUGGCGACUCUGUCAGACUUUGAACUUAGCUCUGAUGCCAGUUUAUCUUCAUUCUUCCAAUCCUGCAUAUCAAAUGAGAAACCUGAGAUGUUAGCUUAUGCAAAGCUGUCUCAGGGAGCGAAUGAUCUGACAUCUCCUUUAGGGUGAAACUCUAAUGGGGGCGGGCUGGUGGAGAUGAGACUGAAUGUGGGCUCAUUCCCAUGGUAGUGGGCAGGUAUGUUUUUAAGAAAUGUUUUUUGUUGUUGCGAUAAAACUGUGUUAUAAAUACUGAGUUUUUUUUAA